Labrus bergylta (ballan wrasse) is the source of this 1916-nucleotide messenger RNA. The record is from RefSeq and is a predicted model, not a curated record. NCBI's taxonomy places the organism in Eukaryota, Metazoa, Chordata, Actinopteri, Labriformes, Labridae.
AUGUAUUUACCAAGCUGCACUUAUCCGUCAAAGUCGGACUCCAUCGCUGGACCGUUUUUAACGGAGAACGGCCCGGACUACCCGGGCUCCUGUUACCCCGAGCCACGGCAACACUACCCUCCUCUUCCUCUUCCUCUUCCUCCGUGGAAAUGGACCCUGUACCAGGCGAACCAUCCCACUUCACUACAGACACCCUGCAUAACUUUACAGGGGGACACUGUGUAUCGCGAAGCUGUACCGUCCCCACAGACGAUAUUCAGCCCCGGUGAGGAAUGCUUUCUCUACGGCGCCUCUGCUCGCCGUUUCACCGAAGAGUCGCUGACUUUCCCCCGCAGAUACACCGCGUUCAAUCCGGACUCACAACUCCUCUUCCCGGCAGCACGGAACAGUGUUUUACCGCCGGUUUUCGACCAGUUGUUGGAGUACACGGAUGAAGGAUUGGAUCCGAAAGUGGAGAUUAUUCAACGGGGAAAUGAGGCGAGUCGAGCAGAGUGGACGAGCUGUGACAGCGGGGAGUGCAGCGAGGUGAAGGCGGGGACAGAGUCGUCGCUGGCUGGGGAGGAGAACGAGGAGGAUGCAGCGUUAUCCAGCAGCAGCGCAGGAGACAACUGCUAGUAAUUUUUUUUUUCUCACUCCGCAGAUCCCGGUGGGAAGAGAAAAAAACGUUGUCCUUAUACCAAGCAGCAGAUCAGUGAGCUGGAGAGAGCGUUUCUCUACAACAUCUACAUUAACAAGGACAAGCGCGUGCAGCUGGCCCGUUUCCUGCGACUGACAGAAAGGCAGGUGAAAAUCUGGUUCCAGAACAGAAGAAUGAAAGAGAAGAAACUGAAAACAGAGACGCUCCAAUACUACACAGGAUACAGCCUGUUCUGACUGGCAGAUUGAGGAGGAGUAAAGGACAGUAUUUCUCUAAUUGUUGUGCACAACUUAUCUUGGACACUUUAAAUGAAAAAACAAAAAUCCAGCCAUCAAAUGGUGAACCCCAAGGCGCAUGUCUUAGCCCCAUAUUAUUCUCAUGUGUCUAAGGAAACCACAACAACACUUAAACACAUGAUUUCCCACUCCUGAUUUUCUUCAAAUUUUUAAUGAAAAAGACACAGUAUCUCUUAUUUCCACCCUUAGAGCCAGCUUCGCUCUGAAGUCAUGUGGUUACCCUGCUGCUGCCUCAGACUCUUUUUUUGCAUCUUUUUCAUAAAGAAAGAACUCAUAUUGAACACAGAUGAUGUUGACUUGCACUGCUGACAAUGUAAUUUUGAGUUCAGGGAGUGUCACAGUGAACAUUUCUUCUAUAGCACUUUUUGUUUUAUUUUAUAUGGAAGUCAGGGUGCGUCAGAGUCAUGUUUUUUUUUUUUUUUUCAUAUUUCAGCCCAUCGUCAUGUCUUUACGUCAACCCAACAUCGGUAGGCUAAAUGACAUCAGGCCAAUGUUGUGAUUUGACGUCAGCCCAACAUCAUGAUUUUAUGUCAGUUCAUUGUUAACAUCAGUGAAUGAUGUCAUGAUGUCAGUUAAUUGUCAUGAUAUGACAUCAGCCUAACAAAAUGGAGUAACAACAGCCCUACGUCAUAGGUUGAUGUCAGUCACAUAUCAGGAUAUUACUUCAGCGCAUCGUCAGGAAAAUGACAUCAACUCAACAUCAUACAUUAAAUCAGCUCAACAUCGGGAUAUGAUGUCACCUCACAUCAUUAUAUUAUCGUCUUGUCGUUGUUGUCAAUUCUGUGUUUUUAUACUAUAAAGACUACAAUAAUAAAAAAAGAAAAGAGUCCAAUCAUACAGCUUGGUUUCCCUUUGUAUUGAGAAGUUUAUGGGACCUACUGAAUGACAUACUUUUAUUAGUGAGUCAUAAUUUCAGGCAUAUCUUUUACUUAUUUGACAAAUAUGUAUUUCUGCAUUGCAACAUUAUGUCAUUGAUUUUUUAA